Messenger RNA from Motacilla alba alba, 2995 nucleotides. RefSeq names its product inka box actin regulator 2 (gene INKA2). The record is from RefSeq and is a predicted model, not a curated record. The transcript is spliced from 2 exons. NCBI's taxonomy places the organism in Eukaryota, Metazoa, Chordata, Aves, Passeriformes, Motacillidae. Gene Ontology annotation, molecular function: protein serine/threonine kinase inhibitor activity; protein kinase binding. The coding region runs from base 1225 to 2148 and encodes 307 amino acids. Gene Ontology annotation, cellular component: nucleus.
GUUUGGGGGUGAGGAGAUCAUGGAAGGGGUGGCUUCCAAAGCAGUUGGUGCCUUUGCUGCUCAGGAUGGUGCUCUGCCAGUGCAAAAAACACUCUGUGUAUGAACUCUGGCCGUCUUUUGUUUGGUUCCACGCCCAUGUAGAAUAUUCUCUGAUGAUCAUUUGAAAGUGGAAUUUUGAGUUUUGCGCUUCAGUUUUCAGUGCUUGGGGUGUCUGUGGUGUGAAUGAGCCUUGCCUUGGAGGAGCACUGAGGCACAGCUGCCAGGGUCUCCCCUGCACAGAGGGCUGAGCCAGGUAACAGCUCAGUGCUGGAGAAAGGAACCUCUCCCCUCACACACCAGUCCCGGGCACCAAAGGGGAACGCAGCCCUGUGAGUACUUGUCUUGCUUGAAAAGGCAUGAGUUGGCUUGUGCAGAAUUAGACAUCAAAUUUUUCAUGCCAAUUUUCAGGGAUUGCAAAAGUUUCAGGAACAAUGAGAUCCAGUUUGAGGCACCUGAUUUUUAACUGCUUUUUAGAGAUAGAUUUGGGUAUCUGCAAGCUGUCCUGAAACUCCCUGAUGUGUGGGGCUCCCAGGGCACGAGCAGGCAGCUCCUCGUGCCAGCUCACACAAAGGCUCUUGCACAGCCCCAGCAGGGCCAGGGUCCCUCUCCACAGCACGAAGGCUCUCUGGGCUCUGGUGCCACAUUCACGCUCUGCUUGCAGUGCACUUCAGCUCCUCACAAACCUGAGUUCCUCCUGCAUGAAGCGUGUGACCCAGAGCCAGUGGGGCUACAAGGGCUGUCCCUUCAGCUGGAGUUCCCCUCACCUCCAGCAGUGCAUCCCUUUGAUUUCCAGCCCAGUCUGCUGAAUUCUCUGCAGAAUCCCUUUUCCUUCUCCCAGACCAGGCAGUUCAGUCCUGACCCUCUGCCAGGGAGGUAAUCUCUCUUCUCUGGGACAUUGUUCUUUUUCUGGAGAGUCUCAGAGAAGCCAGUCUGAACUUGGGAGAGCUGAGAUCUUGGCAAGGAGGAGAGGCUGGCAGUUAGACACUGGGGAAGGUUUAUUUUCCCUCCAGAAUUUUCUUUCCAAGGUGAGUACUCUCAAUUGCAGGUGGAUGGAAUCCAAGCCCCGGAGGCUGUUUGGUCACCAGGCAGUGACUUCACUUUGGGCUGGGCUUCCCUCUCUCUCCAGCUCUGCAGAAGACUGAGCAGAUACCAAGAGGAGCAAAAGAUAAAGCAGAGGGGCUCUCCAUGAAGGAGGUGGGUGACGGGCUGCACGAGCAGAUGAACUGCAUGAUGGGCGCCCUGCAGGAGCUGAAGCUGCUGCAGGUGCAGACGGCCCUGGAGCAGUUGGACAUCUCGGGGCGCCGCAGCCCCGCGGAGCAGCGCCGCUGCUGCCGGAGCAGCGCGGGGGCCGGGCAGGACCCGCGCCCGGGGGGAGCCCAGGGACGCUGCCCCCCACCCCCGGCGUGUCCCCUGCCACAGCCAGCCCCAGCCGGCUCGUCCCGGCCCGCUGCAUCCCCGGAGAGCGGCCAGCCUCCAGACACCCCCUGCUCCUCGCGGAGCCUCGGCGGGGAGGGUCCGUGCCCCCCGAAAGGACCCUCUGCGAGCGGCAGCCGGGGCACGGCUGGGGCCUGGCCGCUGUGCCAGGAGUGCCCGGGCUGUGACGAUGGCCACGACUGGACGUCGUCCCUGAUGUCGCAGAGCAGGAACCGGCAGCCGCUGGUGCUGGGGGACAACAUCUUCGCAGACUUGGUGGGGAACUGGCUGGACCUGCCUGAGCUGGAUAAGAAGGGGGAGAAGAGCGAGGCGUCCCUGUCCGUGAGCAGAUCCCAGGAGCUCUGCAGGAAGUUCUCCCUCACGGCCAACAUCUUCAAGAAGUUCCUGAGGAGCGUGCGGCCGGACCGCGACAGGCUGCUCAAGGAGAAGCCCGGCUGGCUCCCUCCCGAGGACAAACAGCCCGAGAUCUCCAAGAGGUCCAAAAAGAUCAGCAAACUCAAGGGGACAUUUUACCUGCCCCUUCACGGGAACCUGCAGAGCCACCACAGCAAAGCAGAGAGGUGCCCACGGGCAGACAGCCGCGGCGAGCACCCCAAAAUGGGCACCAGGAAAGUGCCCGAGCCCAGAGCCUACAGCCAGGCGGGGUUUGACAUCAACACGGCCGUGUGGGUCUGAGCCUCUGCUCUGCCCAGCAUCUCCACACCCACGCGAGGCCGCGCUCACCUGCUCAGGGGGCUCCUGAGCUCUCCACAGGGACGAGAGAGGAUCCUGCAGGCUUCACUCGCCUGCACGUGGAACUUUCUGGAGAGCUACGGCUUCAGGGACUGCCUGAGCAGCUGCUGGUGCAGCCCCACGUGGGGAGACCUUUGGGGACCAAUACUGGUAAAAACAAUGCAGGUCUUUAGCAGCUUUAGGGUGGAUGGUGCCACAGGUGCCAGGCCCAUUCCAUCAUCUCCAGCUCAAUGGUGCAGCACAAAAUCCAUGGUGUGCAUGUGUGUGUAUGAGUGUGCAAAUAUAUAUAUAUAUAUAGUUUUGUUAAAAAAAUCUAUUCCUGCUUGUGUGCACUUGAAACUGGGUUACAAGCCAGGCAUCCCAAGCCUUGUACCUGAAGCACUUGUUAUUUAAAUGGAAAGAAAAAGUUUGAAUUUAUAAGACUUGAACAAUUGCUGAGUGGGGGGCAAACCCCCGACUUUGGGGGGUUUCCCCUCAAACUGUGUCCCUGGUGCCCUCCCAGCAUCUCUCCCUCCCCUGCUGGUCCAACCAGUGGGGCACAAGGCUCCUUACAGGGGUUUGUGGCCUGGGGGCUGGGUGGGUUUGCCCCUCUCCCCUCCCUUGUCCCCUGGUCGCUCCAGGUGCAGCACUGCUGAAGUUUAUUGCUGGAUUCUCACCCGGGUGCAAAGUUCAGUCCCCGUCUCCUGUUGUGUUCCCCGUUGCUGUUGUACAAACCCCCUUGGACAGAACCAAGUUCUUCCGUGUCCGACUCUCCGAGAGUUUGCAAUAAAGUGGGAUUGUCUCACUCGGC